AUGAGGCUCCUCACAUACAGAGGCUUCCCAGAUUUAGCUGACGAACCAGCAGUGGUUGAACCCAGCACCGAGUGGAUGAAGCUGGACGAGGUCCGCAAAGGCGUCAAGGCUCUCGGGCCAAGACUGGUGUCCCGAGAUCACCAGUGGUGGGACCGCUACUUCCUAGCACUGGAAAAUCCUAACGUCAAUGACAAGGAAUGGCCGCUGCCCAAAAUCAGCCAAACGAUCGGCUUUUGGGAAAUUGAUGAAGAUAUGACAGACGUACCGCAGCAUCUGUUGGAGAUCAGAUCCGGCCUCACACAACAAUGCCCAGCGGUGAUCAUUGGUAAUCAAGGACAAAUGCCGGCAAUUCAAGAGGUAGAUCGAACAAAAAUUGAGAUUGGUGAUCUGGCGGCAAUAUACACCGUGGAAAAGGAGGGUAGACCAUGGAUCGCCAAGGUGAUUGAUAUCAAUGAGGACACGAUCAAGAUUCAUUGGUUCCAUGGGUCUUGGAAUGGAGUUUGCCGGCCAUGGUACAACAACAUCAGCAAAAAGCAAGUACCAUGGCUGGAUGAAGUUCAUGUGACGAGUGUUGUUCUGUGGGGGUUUAGAUUGACAGAGAAGGGUGCUUGUUUGACUAGGACUGUGGCCAGAGAGUUGAAAGACAGGUACGAUCAAAUAGAUAGUGAGGAGACAUCUUCCUCUCUUUCAUAAAUGACCAAACCACCCUGGCUAAUAAGGGGUGGUCCAUAAUUUUCAACAUUUUCACAAGCGUACAAUACGUACGGGGGAGGGAGGGGGUCAAAACACCAAUGUACACUUUCUUUAAGAAAUUAAUAAAAUGUUGAUCAUCUGUAUUGUACGAAUCGCGGGACGCAUUUAAAUUUCGCGCGCUGCUCACACGGUUAGCUCUGCUUGCUUCCUAUUCAACAAGACAAUGGCCGCACGUGGUGACUUUGAUGCGCUAUUUUUGUUAAUUAACAAGAGUGAUACGACUAUUCACAGCCGACCCAGCAAUGAAUAUGAACAAUAUCUUGUUUAUAUUAUUUUGAAAACAAUGUUGACGGGCAAUGACUGACCAAGUUCAAAAUGCAACCAGAAAACACAACUAGAACCCCCUUGCUUGUGUAUUUUGGAACGUGGGUCAUUCGGCCAUCAACAUUUUUCAUUCGGGAUUGUACACUUUAGGGGGGAGGGGGGUUGCCCAAAAGAGUACGUUUUGUGCACUUGUGAAAAUGUUAAAAAUUAUGGACCACCCCUAAGUAAGUGCCAAUGAACUAACAUUGUGGUUGUUCGUACAGCGACAGAAUUGUCGUACAUUCGUGUAUAUUUCUUUCUUUCUAUCAAAAUGUCAAGUUGUGUUAGAAUCAUGGCUGGGAUGGGUUAAAGUGGAAUUAUUCAAUUCAAACCUCUUAAAGGGAACCUAUCAAGAAAUGCUUAUAAAAAUGGGGAGUUUUGAACGGCCCGGUUAAAACCUAUGGC
Messenger RNA from Lineus longissimus, 1461 nucleotides. RefSeq lists its product as uncharacterized. The transcript is spliced from 4 exons. NCBI's taxonomy places the organism in Eukaryota, Metazoa, Nemertea, Pilidiophora, Heteronemertea, Lineidae. The record is from RefSeq and is a predicted model, not a curated record. Bases 1 to 693 code for a protein of 230 amino acids.